Messenger RNA from Synchiropus splendidus (mandarinfish), 3454 nucleotides. It is a transcript of the gene dcaf6, whose product is annotated as ddb1 and cul4 associated factor 6. Gene Ontology annotation, biological process: positive regulation of transcription by RNA polymerase II. NCBI's taxonomy places the organism in Eukaryota, Metazoa, Chordata, Actinopteri, Syngnathiformes, Callionymidae. The transcript is spliced from 20 exons. Gene Ontology annotation, cellular component: cytoplasm; Cul4-RING E3 ubiquitin ligase complex. Gene Ontology annotation, molecular function: protein binding. The record is from RefSeq and is a predicted model, not a curated record. The coding region runs from base 327 to 2975 and encodes 882 amino acids.
AAAAAAAGACGACGUCUCUCGCGUUGUUUUGACGUAGCUGGUCAGUGUCAGUCAAGUGUCAGUGGCCAGUCUGCCCCCUGUCACGGAGGAGCUGGGAAAGACCAGCCAGGCGAGAAGUUAGCGCCUCAGACGGAGAGAGAGGAGACCCAGCGGCGUCCUGGGAGAAGCUACCGCGAUGGCAGCCCGCAGCACCGGAGCUAGCUAGCGUCGUCAGCGGCAGACAGUUGUCCGUUGCUCGCAGCAGCUCCGCAGCAACGGUGGAUAAAUAGGCGACAUCAGCGGUUCGGUUAGCUUAGUUUCAAUGUUAGUGUCAAUUAAAGAUCACCAUGUCCUGCUCCAACCUCGUAUGGGAUGUCAAUAAACGGUUAAUUGGACACAGCGAACCGAACACGAUCAGGACCAACUAUUUAGGUAGAAGAGAAUUCGUCCAGAAGCUCAAACUUGAAUCGACACUGAAUGUGCACGAUGGCUGUGUCAACACAAUAUCAUGGAAUGACACGGGAGAAUACAUCCUGUCGGGGUCGGAUGACACCUUUUUGGCCAUUACAAACCCUUACAACAAAAAGGUCAAAGUCUCUAUACGAUCUGGACACCGGGCGAACAUCUUCAGCGCAAAGUUCAUGCCUCACACAAACGACCAGGAGAUUGUGUCCUGCUCCGGAGACGGCAUCAUCUUCUACACCAACACAGAGAAGAGUGCCGACCACAACCGACAGUGUCAGUUCACCUGCCAUUACGGAACUGCUUAUGAGAUUAUGACGGUACCAAAUGACCCCUACACCUUUCUGUCCUGUGGGGAGGACGGCACAGUGCGGUGGUUUGACCUCCGCACCAAAACUAGCUGCACAAAAGAAGAUUGCAAAGAUGAUAUUUUGAUAAACUGUCGGAGAGCAGCAACCUCCAUAGCCAUCUCUCCGCUGGUGCCCUACUACCUGGCAGUGGGCUGCUCCGACAGCUCAGUGCGGAUCUACGACAGACGCAUGCUGGGCACCAGAGCCACGGGUAACUACAUGGGCCGCGGGACGACCGGCAUGUGCGUCAGAUUCGUUCCCGAUCACCUCUCCAACAAGUCGUGUCGAGUCACGUCCCUCUGCUACAGCGAGGACGGUCAAGAGGUGCUGGUCAGCUACUCCUCAGACUACAUCUACCUUUUUGAUCCCAAAGAUGACCAGGCCAGGGAGUUGAAGGGGCCGUCGGAGGAGCGGAGGGAGGAGCUGAGGCAGCCUCCUGUGAAGCGCCUGCGUCUGCGAGGGGACUGGUCAGACACCGGACCCCGAGCUCGGCCCGAGAGCGAGCGGGAGAGAGAUGGUGAGCAGAGCCCGAAUGUGUCCCUGAUGCAGAGGAUGUCUGACAUGUUGUCGCGUUGGUUCGAGGAGGCCGGUGAAGCACAGAACAGCAGAGGAGCACAGCCGCAGACCCGACCCCGAGGCACCGCAAUUCGUCCAAAUAUUCCCACUCUCCCUGCCGUCACCUUGGGCCAGCAGACCGAUGCCGCCCUGGCGGCACCACCGAGUCCGUCGGCUCCAACUGCCCAGGAGUCUGCACCUGGAUCAAUAGGCGCUACAUCCACUGAGAGUCCGCCCUCGGACUCUUUAACGGCCGACACGUCCAGCACCCCAUCCACCUCUGCUGUCGCCGCCUCUUCUGACUCGGAUCAGAGGAGUCUGGCUGAAAGGCCCGGGACGUCUAACCCAACCGUGCCCACCUCAGAGCCUGUGCUUUCCGGUUCCCCUUCGUCCGUGGUUAACAAACAGCUGGGAUCCAUGACACUCGAUGAGCAGCAGGGAGGACCUUCAGAGUCACCCGCCUCGGCCGUGCCCGUGCCGGCCAGCAGCAGUAGCAGCUCCGCCCCCUCUACCUCCGCUGGAACCAGCCGCCCCUCCGCCGCAGAACCGGUGCUGAGUCUGCAUUACAGCUCGGAAGGAACCACUACCAGCACCAUCAGGUUGAAUUUCACCGAUGAGUGGAGCAGCAGCACGUCCAGCUCUAGGGGCAGUGGAGCUGUGAAGUCAUCGGAAGCCUCUGCCGCCAGCACCGAAGGUCCCUCAACAAUCACUGCGGCAGCAGAGCAAGAAACCUCCAAAUCAGUGCAGCAAAGUGGAGAGGAAUCCUCCACCGCCCCUCACUGUGACGCCUCCUGCUCUAAUGAGGCCGGAGGACCUUCGACGUCCCGCCCGGAAGAUGGCGCGACAGAGAGCUGCAGCAGGGAGCGAAUCCAGCUGGACACCGUGGAGGAGGCUCCAGGAAGCUGCCGGAGACAGGAGCCUCCAGCGGAGCCGCAGGGCGACGCGGCGCCCAGCCAGCCUGCCAGAGGGAACCAGGACUCGGACGACAGCGACGACGAUCCCAUCAUCUCCAACAGGUUCAGAGGCCAGGGACAGAGAGUAAAUUCCCGAGGAUCAGCAGUUGGAGAUAGGAUGAUAAGACGCUCGGCAGCUGCUCGGAUCAAGGAGCUGUUUCGCAGGAGGAAAGAGAGGCGCGAGCUGGAGGAGAGUGAGACGCAGAACAUCAGGAGGCCGUCGGUCAAAAUGGUCUACAAAGGUCACCGCAACUCCAGGACGAUGAUAAAGGAGUCGUGUUUCUGGGGUAACAACUUCGUGAUGAGCGGCUCUGACUGCGGUCACAUCUUCAUCUGGGACCGACACAGCGCCGAGCACCUCAUGCUGCUGGAGGCCGACAACCACGUGGUCAACUGUCUGCAGCCGCACCCCUUCGACCCCAUUUUGGCCUCUUCUGGGAUCGACUACGACAUCAAGAUCUGGUCUCCGCUGGAGGAGUCGCCCUCCUUCAACCGAGUGCUGGCAGACGAGGUCAUCACCAGGAACGAGCUGAUGCUGGAGGAGACCCGGAACACCAUCACCGUCCCGGCGUCGUUCAUGCUGCGGAUGUUGGCCUCCCUGAAUAACAUCAGAUCAGACCGUCUUGAAGGGGAUCGCUCGGAAGGGUCCGGUCAGGAGAACGAGGACGAGCAGUAAUCACGGGUGUUUUCCUUUCAGUUUGUCUUUUCUUCGUCCUGUUCACAAGCACUUGAGAAACGAGAUCCGAGUGAGGAGGACUUUUUCUUUUUUUCUUGGAAGCUGGUUACAUUUCUAGUCCCCGCUGUGUUUUUUUAAACAGACUUUCUUACUGAUGUGUGUUUGUCGUGUGAGGGUGACUGCAUCCCGCGUGGCCCGGCAGAAGAGGCGGCUGGUGAAGUGCAAUAUUUCUGUUCGAGAGCGUCUUUCAGUGUUACAUUUUACAUUUCUAAUGCAAUAGUGAGGAGCUGUCGCGACACUCGUGCAUGUUAACAGACCUUGCUUUAAGAUGUUUUCAGUUUUUUUUUUUUGAAGGGGAUGGAAAAAAAAAAGUCUUCUCCCCCAAACCUUGUACGAUAAUAAAUUAAACUUUUACAAGAUUUGGAAAAAAAAAAAAAAGAAUAAACUUUCACGGCAUUUUAAAGAGGUCGUCUGAAACA